GCCGCCGUUCACGAGACCAUUUCGCGACCCGUGCCGCCGUCGUCGUCGUGGUGCUCGUGGUGGGUAGGGAGUGGGAGUAGCGUAGGGUACUGCUAGGUUUUUUGGGGUGGCCAUGGCGUGGAGCGCAGCAGCCGCCGCCACGACCAGGGUCGCCGCGGCGCCGGCCGCCGCGGAGCUCCGCCUGCCGCUCGGCCGCCGCGCCUGCCUCUCCGUCGCCGGCCGUUUCCGCGCCGUCUCCGCGUCACUCUCCACCACCGCCGCGGCCGCUUCCGUUAAGGAGGCUGUUCAGACAGAGAAGGCGCCAGCAGCAUUAGGCCCAUAUUCUCAGGCCAUCAAAGCCAAUAAUAUGGUGUUUGUCUCUGGAGUACUUGGCCUCAAUCCUGAGACUGGGAAAUUUGUAUCUGAAAGCGUGGAGGAGCAAACUGAACAGGUUAUGAAGAAUAUGGGCGAAAUAUUAAAAGCGAGUGGUGCUAGCUACUCUUCAGUUGUCAAGACCACAAUCAUGUUGGCUGAUCUACAGGACUUCAAGAAAGUGAAUGAGAUUUAUGCCAAAUAUUUUCCAGCUCCCGCACCAGCGCGCUCAACUUACCAAGUAGCAGCUCUGCCGCUGAAUGCUAGAAUCGAGAUUGAGUGCAUUGCUGCUCUGUAGUUACAUUCUAGUGCUCAUCGGUCAAAUUGUCAAUAAGCAUUCUUUGCCGUUCUAGUUUGUUACCACCCUGGAAUGCACUGCCUUUCUGAACUGACUGUACAAGUACCCAAAUGCCACCAUGAUCCUGUACCAAUUAAGAUCUUGAACUGCCUGCAAUAAGCAUUGAUGCUCACAAAAUGUUUCAGCAA
Molecule: messenger RNA, 837 nt
Organism: Oryza brachyantha (malo sina)
Lineage: Eukaryota; Viridiplantae; Streptophyta; Magnoliopsida; Poales; Poaceae
Product: reactive Intermediate Deaminase A, chloroplastic
Exons: 6
Coding region: 113-649 (178 amino acids)
Cellular component (GO): cytosol
Molecular function (GO): deaminase activity
Source: RefSeq, a predicted model, not a curated record